Acyrthosiphon pisum (pea aphid) is the source of this 1518-nucleotide messenger RNA. Its product is annotated as ring canal kelch homolog. The record is from RefSeq and is a predicted model, not a curated record. NCBI's taxonomy places the organism in Eukaryota, Metazoa, Arthropoda, Insecta, Hemiptera, Aphididae. The transcript is spliced from 7 exons. The coding region runs from base 406 to 1434 and encodes 342 amino acids. Gene Ontology annotation, molecular function: protein binding.
UUUUACACAGUACCUACACACACGCGCGCGCACGGAAACCGUAGUGUUUACGCGUUUUUGGUCAAUUGUUAAUUUCAUUGUAUUAUUACUUAUUACCUAUUAUUAUUUGGUGCCCGUUUGUAUUGAUAUAUUGUUGUUUUAUUAUUUUAAUAAUAUUAAAGUUACUGUACACCGCGUUAACGCGACGUCGAACUGUCGAAACCGUUUGUUGUCGUGACUUGUGGUCACGUCUGUUGAAGUGUUGAAGGUGUUGUACCAUUGUACCGCUGUCCGAGUUGUCACUCGCCGUAUAGGUACAACUCAAUACUACUGUACAUCCUGCAUCAAGACACUCGAGUAUUUGAUUGUAUUAUUAAAUGGGUAAAACAUGAUUUACAUCAGAGAAAAAAUGUUUUGCCAAAACUAAUGGAACAUGUACGAUUGCCAUUAUUAAGGCCUGAUAUUUUAGAUAAUGUGGUGGAAGAACCUCUUCUGAAUAAUAGUCCUAAAUGUAGAGAUUAUGUAUUUGAAGCAAUGCGCUUUCAUCUAAAAAAAUCAGUUCAGCAAUUCACCAUGCCAAAAACAAUUAGUUGUACACCUAGACAAUUUGGUGGUUCUCAAAAAGUUAUCCUAAUGUUCAAUCAGUCUGAUACAUUUCCAAAGUGUUAUACAGAAUGGUAUGACCCAGUAACAAAUCUACGAGAGAAUGCACCAGGGAUAAAUGAUAGUCGUCGGUUGGCUGAUCUUGGUGUAAUAAGAGAUAAAUUUGUGUUUUCUGUGGGUGGUAAAUCUAAAUCUGUUUUUAUGCUUGAUGUAUCUUUAAAAUCACCAUCUUGGGUUCCAAUGGUCGACAUGUUAGUUAGUCGAGAUUGGUUAGGAGUCGGAGUAUUAGGUGAUUUCAUAUAUGCUGUUGGUGGACGUGAUGUCUACCAUACUUUAGAUAGUGUAGAGGUCUUUGAUGUCAGUAUUCAAAAAUGGCAAAUGGUUUCGAGUAUGUCAUUUAAAAGAAGAAGGGUUGGUGUUGGUGUACUCAAUAAUCAUUUAUAUGUGGUUGGAGGUCAUAAUAGCAGUGAAAAGAAUUUAAAAUCUGUAGAAUAUUAUGAUCCUACAGUUGACGCAUGGGCGCCAGUUGCAGUAGGUGUCUUGGAUGGGCUUAUGUAUGCUAUUGGUGGUUAUAAUGGUCAUGAGUGGCUUAAAAGCGUUGAGGUUUAUAGACCGAGUGAUGGAGUUUGGUCUGCUGUAGCUGACAUGGAAAUAUGCCGAUUUCGUCCUGGAGUAGUGGCAUUAAAUGGCUUAUUGUAUGUUAUGGGCGGAGAAUAUGAUGAAUCUAUGAAGGAUACUGUAGAAAUUUACAACCCCAACACCAAUACUUGGACCAUGGAGAGAUUGUCAAGAAAUGGAGGACGAAUUUACAGUGGAGUAGUUGUUGAUAGACCACCAAAUUUUAUUAACUAAUCUCGGCAUACAUAAUAGUCUCAUUGUUAGUAGUAAUGUGAACAUAUUUAUGUAUAAUUUAUGACAAAACGUGUAUUGUUCUAU